This is a messenger RNA of Durusdinium trenchii, 405 nucleotides long. The record is from the annotation of a GenBank genome assembly. NCBI's taxonomy places the organism in Eukaryota, Dinophyceae, Suessiales, Symbiodiniaceae.
AUGGCCCUCUCCAGCUCGUACAUGCCUGUUGCUUUGAAGGUGGUGAAGCUGCUUUACAGGUGGACGAAGGCCAUUCAGUGUUCUUUGGCCCACUUGACUUCAGAGCUUGCGCAGUGUCACAGAGCUUACGCAUCACAAUAUGAGGAGUACAUGAAUGUCGACAACCGUGAGUACAUUUUUCGGGUGCUCAACGAUCUCACAAAGCUGCCGUUCCUUGCAGAGGACAAAGAAGGCCGGCAAGAUGUUAUUUGUGUUUUUGAGUACGUCCUCACGUACAACUCAGAGUGGUUCCAGAAGGACGCAUUUUUGUUUUACCAUCUCGCGCACCCGUUUGCCGACAUGCCGAGCGGCGACAAUCUCGUUUUCCAACAUUUCUGUCAGGACGACAAGCAUCGGAUGCCCUGA